This is a messenger RNA of Funneliformis geosporum, 2076 nucleotides long. Lineage: Eukaryota; Fungi; Glomeromycota; Glomeromycetes; Glomerales; Glomeraceae. The record is from the annotation of a GenBank genome assembly.
AUGACUGGAAAGUUUGAAACAAAAGAAGAAAUUAUAAAGUGGAAAUAUCGUGGUAAGAUAGGAGCGAAAUCUAAAAAUGCUUUCGUAAAAAAGUAUCCUGUUAGGUCUCCCGAGAAAGGGGAAGAUGAUCCAGAGGAAAAGGAAAGAUGUGUACCAAUCGAUGUUCGAGUAUGUCUCAAAAAACGUUAUCCCUCUUCUGAAGUCGAAAAGAAAGGUUCGCUAAAAUUCUUCUUAAAAAAGUGUGGUCUUGAUGAUAAAGUUGACAUGCCAUAUAAUGAAAUGUGGAAAAUCUAUUCAGAGGCGAAAAAGGAUCCUUCUCCUUCAACUGCAAGAAAAAUGCGUGAAGUAGUUAACUAUUGCAUUAUAGACGCACUGCGUUGUCAGGAGCUAUUGGUAAAACUAAGUGUAAUUAAUGAUUAUAGAGAAGUUGCUUCUAUAGCUUAUGUAUCCCUCUUCGAUGCACAUUAUCGCGCAAAUGGAAUGAAAGUACAAAACCUUCUGGGCGCUUAUGCCGUUAAACGAGAUAUAGUUUUUAGCACAAGAGUAUGUAAAAAUAUAGAAAAAGGGAAAUUUCCUGGCGCAUACGUUUUUCCGCCUAAAAAAGGUAUCGAGAAGGAAAGGCCAGUAACUGGUCUAGAUUUUGCUUCAUUAUAUUCCAGUAUUAUCAUGGCAUAUAACCUCUCCCCAGAAAAAUUUAUAUUUGAUCCAAAGGAUGCUGAUAUUGCGCAAAAUAAUGGAAAUGACUUGCAUAAGAUUGAGUUUUCGUUUAAUAAUCAUAUCGUUCAAGCUUGGUGCGUCCGCCAUGAUAACCAAACGGAAAAGAAAGGCCUAUAUCUAGCCGUAUUGGAGGAUUUAUUUAACAAGAGGUUGGAACUUAAAGCACGUCUAGUCCCACUAGGAAAGAAAAAGCAACAUCUUGGGAAGAUUAUAAGUUCAGCUAAAGAAAGAGGCAAAAAGAUUCCAGAAAGCUUAAAUUUAGAAUACUCAUUUGUAUGCUUCGAUUACGAUUAUUGGGAUUCGAAGCAAAAAGCUUUAAAGGUAUAUAUGAACACUUUCUAUGGGGAGGCAGGCAACUCAAAAUCUCCAAUCUUUCUUCGUGAAUUAGUCUGUGGAACAACUAUAGUGAGAAAAAAUAACCUUAAUCUUGUUGCCGAAUUCGUAUCAAAGAAAGGGUUUGGGAUAAAAUAUGGGAAUACCGAUUCUUUGUAUCUCACCUGCCCGGAUAAGUAUUAUGAAAAAUGCGAUGAAGCCCUCUCCAGAAAAGAUCUUUCUAAAGAAGCGCAUUGGACUGAAAUGGUCAAAAUUACUAUGGAUGUGAUGAGAAAGUUACGUGAUCAAGUAAACGCUUAUCUUAGGAUAAAAAGUGAGACGUCCUAUCUAAAGAUGGCAUACGAAGAGGUAUUAUUUUCCGUCUGCUUUGCCGGUAAAAAGAAGUACUUUGGGGUUGGGCAUGAAGAUGUAGUAAACUUUAAGCCGAAAACCCUUUUCAUGAAAGGGAUAGAUACUGUAAAACAAGGGAAAUUCCAGCUUCUCAAAUUCAUUGGAGAGAAGAUUAUGAGGGAGGCUAUGGAUAUAAAUAAUACCCGCUCAAUUCACGAAAUUGUUAAAGAUACUCUUAGAGAAGCCAAGAACAGGGAAUGGGAUUUCAAUGAAUUUAUCGUAAUGGGAACAUGGAAGCCUAAGAAAAAAAAUCUUUGCAAUAAUUGCUUUAUGAGACAUAUGAGAGAGAGGAAUGAGAGGAUUUCUGAUCCCAGCGAACGCUUUAGCUAUGUUGUUGUAAAAGGCCCGCCUCUCUAUAAUAAAGAAGGUAGAAAGGAGCCACAUAGAGUUGGCGAUUUUAUGGAGUAUGCGGACAUCGCAAAAGAGCAAAAUAUGGAAAUAGAUAUCAAUUAUUAUUUAGGCACUACAAUUGCAAUGUGCGCACACUUUAUCAAUGAAGAUGAUAGCUUUCAACCGCUCCCAUCAGAUAAAAUAAUGCAGAUUAAAGAUUCAGAUAUAAGAGAAAAGCAGAUCGAUGAAUAUUCCCAGAAAAAGGCAAAAAACUGGCUUAUAAAAUAUAUCAAGAGCCUUCAAUAA